UCACAUUUUUAAUUAUAGAGUUUCUUUUAAAUCCAGGCGGCGGAGUUGCUUAUCUCAUCUCCUUUCUUCCCUUUUAUUUAUAUCUUCCUCUUUCCUCUCACCCCUUCUUAACAGGUGCAGCGAGAGGCAUUUCCUCAGACACCCAUGUAACUCUCGUCUCGCUGCCCUGCCACAUCGAACCACGCCGUCGCCAUUGAUCGAUCGCAAGAUAGCAGAGGAGGAGGAGGAGAAGAAGAAGAAGAUGGGAUUGAUGGAAGAUGAGUUGCUUCCGUCGACGCCCGGGAAAGGGAAGAUCGAGCGUUCGCACACGAUCAAUCGCCAGUUCCACAGAUGCUUCGCGUCGACCGGCACCAUGUUCCUUUGGGCACUGUUCUUGAUCGCGCUCAGUGCCUCUUACCUCAGCUUCGAGAGCUUCGCCAGCUACUUCCGUGCGUCGUGGGGUGGGAUGCGCUUGGAGAAACAGAUCCGGGCCUCCGCCACCCCGCGCCGCCCCGGCGCCAUCUCCGUGCUCGUCACUGGCGCCGCAUGCUUCGCCGGGACGCACGUUUCCCUCGCCCUCCGCAAGCGCGGCGAGGGCGUCGUCGGGCUCGACAACUUUAACAGCUACUACGACCCGUCGCUGAAGAAGGCCCGCAAGGCGCUGCUGGCCUCCCAUGGCGUGCUCGUGGUGGAGGGGGACAUCAACGACGCCCGCCUGCUCGCCAGGCUCUUCGACGUUGUGCCCUUCACCCACGUGAUGCACCUCGCAGCCCAGGCCGGCGUGCGCUACGCCAUCGAGAACCCGUCAUCGUACGUCGGCAGCAACAUCGCGGGGCUCGUCGCCCUUCUCGAGGCGUGCAAAUCCGUGGACCCGCAGCCGGCAGUCGUGUGGGCGUCGUUGUCCUCGGUGUACGGCCUCAACAAGGAGGUGCCCUUCUCGGAGUCGGACCGCACCGAUCGCCCGGCCUCCCUCUACGCGGCCACGAAGAAGGCCGGCGAAGAGAUCACCCACACCGACAGUCACAUCUACGGCCUCUCCAUCACGGGCCUCCGCUUCUUCACCGUCUACGGGCCAUGGGGACGCCUCGACAUGGCCUACUUCUCCUUACCCGCAACAUCCUCCAGGAAGCCCAUCACCGUCUACCGCGGCAAGAACCACAUCGACCUCGCCCGCGACUUCACCUACAUCGUUGACGUCGUCAAGGGCUGGGUCGCCUCCCUCGACACCGCACAGAAAAGCACCGGGAGCGGCGGCCAGAAGCGGGGCCCGGCGCAGUACCGCAUCUACAACCUGGGCAACACCUCGCCGCUGACGGUGCCGACGCUGGUGCGCAUCCUGGAGCGCCACCUCAAGGUGAAGGCAAUGCGGAACGUGGUGGAGAUGCCGUCCAAUGGGGACGUUCCCUUCACUCACGCCAAUAUCAGUACAACUCGUGCCGAGCUCGGCUACAGUCCCGCCACCAACCUCGAGACCGUCCUAAAGCGAUUCGUCAAGUGGUACCUCUCCUACUACGGCUACAACCCCGCUAGUGGCAGCUUAGCUUCAUCAGCAGCGACCAAAGCAUCCAAGAGCUCUUAAAAAUCCCUCUUUUCCUUCGUUUUUUAUUUUUAGAUCCAUUUAUUCUCGGUUGAUGAUGAAUAAUCAAUCACACUCGAAUUCUAUUCUUUUUUUGAGCUCGUAAAGAAGGAUCAUUUACUUGUUCUCUU
Molecule: messenger RNA, 1686 nt
Organism: Musa acuminata AAA Group (dessert banana)
Lineage: Eukaryota; Viridiplantae; Streptophyta; Magnoliopsida; Zingiberales; Musaceae
Product: UDP-glucuronate 4-epimerase 1-like
Exons: 1
Coding region: 242-1558 (438 amino acids)
Source: RefSeq, a predicted model, not a curated record